CCGGCUGGGGGCUCGCCGGGCGGGAGAGUUUCGGUAGCCGGGCGGGAGAUGCCGCGCGGGCUCCUUCUCCUCACAGAUCUGCAACCAACAUAAUGCUGAAGCUCCCAACGCGGAACAAGCAUUUCACAGAAUGGCACAAACGGAACCUAAUCUGGACCAUGACGUAUCAUGGUUCCUGCUUCCGUCAUACUGGGCUAAAAUGGUUGUGGCAUUAAUGUCCUUCCUCUGUUUUGCUAACAGCUAUGAUGGAGAUUUUGUCUUUGAUGAUUCUGAAGCCAUCAUCAAUAAUAAGGACCUCAGGGCAGAAACCCCACUUGGUGACCUGUGGCAUCAUGACUUUUGGGGUAGCAAACUCAGCAGCAAUACCAGUCAUAAGUCAUAUCGACCACUAACUGUCCUAACUUUCAGAAUUAAUUACCUUUUUGCUGGAGGCUUCUAUCCAGUUGGUUUCCAUGUCAUCAAUAUAAUACUGCAUUGUACUAUCUCAGUGUUGAUGGUUGAUGUGUUCUCGAUAUUAUUGGGUGGACUGCAAUUCAGUAAUAAAGGAAGAAGGCUAAACCUGGCUCCAAAGACAUCUCUUCUAGCUGCUUUGCUGUUUGCUGUACAUCCAGUGCACACUGAAUGUGUUGCUGGGAUUGUUGGCAGAGCAGACCUACUGUGUGCCCUGUUCUUUUUGUUGUCAUUCCUUGGCUACUGUAAAGCAUUUAGAGAAAAUAAGGAAGGACAUAAUUUUUCUAUAUUCUGGGUGCUGGUGAGUGUUAUCCUAGGUGCGAUAGCCAUGCUGUGCAAAGAACAAGGAAUUACAAUACUGGGUUUGAAUGCAGUGUUUGAUGCACUAGUGAUAAACAAGCUAAAUGUUUUGGAGCUUAUUCAAAAGUUACUACAUAAGGACAAGUCAUUGGAGAAUGCUGUGCUGUUAAGAAAGGGGCUGCUUUUCAGGAUAACUCUUCUGAUGUCUGGAGGGGCCAGUAUACUUUAUAUACGCUGGAGGAUUAUGGGCACAGGGCCACCGGCUUUCACUGAAGUAGACAACCCAGCUUCAUUUGCAGACAGUCUGUUUGUGAGAGCUAUAAACUAUAAUUACUACUAUUCCUUGAAUGCAUGGUUGCUGUUGUGUCCCUGGUGGCUGUGUUUUGAUUGGUCAAUGGGCUGCAUACCCCUCAUUAAAUCCGUCAGCGACUGGAGGAUAAUUGCACUAGCAGCACUCUGGUUCUGCCUAAUUGGUCUGAUAUGCCAAGCUCUGUGCUCAGAAGACAGCCAUAAGAGAAGAAUUCUUACACUGGGACUUGGAUUUCUUAUUAUCCCUUUUCUUCCUGCAAGUAAUCUGUUCUUCCGAGUAGGAUUUGUUAUUGCAGAGAGAGUAAUCUACCUCCCCAGUAUUGGAUAUUGUAUUCUGUUUACAUAUGGAUUUAGUCUCUUGAGUAAGCAAGCCAAGAAAAAGAAAAUUCUUGCUGUGGCAGUACUUGGAAUCUUGUUGAUAAAUGUUAUGCGCUGUGCGCUCCGCAGCAGUCAGUGGAGGUCAGAAGAGCAGCUUUUUAGGAGUGCACUGUCAGUGUGCCCUCUGAAUGCAAAAGUGCACUACAAUGUUGGCAAAAACCUGGCUGACAAAGGAAAUCAAAGUGCUGCAAUCAAAUACUACAGAGAAGCUGUAAGGUUGAAUCCUAAAUAUGUACAUGCCAUGAACAACCUUGGAAAUAUUCUGAAAGAAAGAAAUGAGCUCCAAGAAGCAGAGGAGUUGCUGUCCUUAGCUGUACAAAUACAACCUGAUUUUGCUGCUGCAUGGAUGAAUCUAGGAAUAGUACAGAACAGUUUAAGAAGGUUUGAAGAGGCAGAGCAAAGCUACUGGACAGCAAUUAAACACAGGAAAAAAUAUCCAGAUUGUUACUACAAUUUAGGGCGGUUGUAUGCAGAUUUGAAUCGCCAUGUAGAUGCAUUGAAUGCAUGGAGGAAUGCUACAGUUCUGAAACCAGAGCAUAGUUUGGCUUGGAACAAUAUGAUUAUAUUGCUUGAUAACACAGGCAAUCUAGCUCAAGCAGAAGCAGUUGGAAGAGAGGCCCUGGAAUUAAUACCUAAUGAUCAUUCCCUCAUGUUUUCAUUGGCAAAUGUACUGGGGAAAUCGCAAAAAUACAAGGAAUCUGAAGCUUUGUUCCUCAAGGCAAUUAAAGCCAAUCCAAAUGCUGCCAGUUAUCAUGGUAAUUUGGCUGUGCUUUAUCAUCGCUGGGGAAAUCUUGACUUAGCAAAGAAGCACUAUGAAGUCUCUCUGAAGCUUGAUCCUAUGGCACCUGGGACCAAGGAAAACUACAACCUCUUAAGACGAAAACUGGAGCAAUUGCAAAAGAAAGGCAGUGCCUGA
Molecule: messenger RNA, 2353 nt
Organism: Haliaeetus leucocephalus (bald eagle)
Lineage: Eukaryota; Metazoa; Chordata; Aves; Accipitriformes; Accipitridae
Gene: TMTC4
Product: transmembrane and tetratricopeptide repeat containing 4
Exons: 18
Coding region: 131-2353 (740 amino acids)
Biological process (GO): endoplasmic reticulum unfolded protein response; protein O-linked glycosylation via mannose
Cellular component (GO): endoplasmic reticulum
Molecular function (GO): protein binding; mannosyltransferase activity
Source: RefSeq, a predicted model, not a curated record